Molecule: messenger RNA, 1436 nt
Organism: Aspergillus heteromorphus CBS 117.55
Lineage: Eukaryota; Fungi; Ascomycota; Eurotiomycetes; Eurotiales; Aspergillaceae
Exons: 3
Coding region: 176-1174 (332 amino acids)
Source: RefSeq, a predicted model, not a curated record
CCCCGAAGUCACGUCAUAAUAACUGAAUAACGGAAGGGACGCAGCAGCUGCAGUACUAGUACCUUCCCUGACCAGUGUGAUAUUCCCAAAUGCAUCAACCAGCUAGAGAGGAAGGAGCUUCCUCGAAACAUCGAAGCUGACCAGAAUAGAUCAGCACUAAACCAUUUGACUAGCGAUGCCCUCUCCACCUAGGCCUCCAUCUGGGCCGAGAAAUCCUUCCCGUGGGAGCGAUACCGGUUCAUCCCAAGCAUCAUCUAGCGCCUUCUCCCGAGGUGUGAUGAUGAAGCUCACAGAACUAUACGCAGAUCGGUGCUGGGUAUGUAGCAGUGCUUUUCCACACGCCUGUCAUGUCAUCGGACAAGAGGAUCGUCAGGCUUCAUUGUGGCAGGACUUGGGAUUAAUGAAUUUUGCACUUGGUUCGGAGGCUAAUGCUAUCCCGCUGUGUGCCCAAUGUCAUGGUCAUUACGACAAUGCCUUAGAUCCGCACCUUCUCAUUAUGCCCACUGAUUUGAACUUCUUUGUGGAAUACGAAUUAGAGGAUUCAGAAAGGAGACGAGUUGCCGCGGGGACAGGAGAUACGAAACGUCGAGUACCAUCAGCCGAGAUGUAUCGCCAACACCUCAUCAAUAAAGGUGAUAUCGGAGCAGAUUCUAUAGGAGGUUUGUAUAUCCCGGUUUUUCUGAAACAGUAUAUGUUUGUCGGUGUGGAUCCAAGUUUAGCUCGGACUAUGCUGCAUACAUUUACAGUACCCAAAUCUUGGCACGGGCCCCCAGUCGCAAUGCUACGAAGAGCCCUGCUUGUUCUUGGGAGCCCUCGGCAGAACGUACUGUCACGGGAAACUCUUGAUAUCUUAGAUCGUUUAAGAAAAUUAUACUUCCUCGAAGAGGAAGAAAAUCCGCCCCAGGACAGGCUUGAGCAGCCCCCGAAAAAAAACAACAUGCUUAUCCCGAAGAAGCGUUCAGUGGACCAGUCUCAUACAGACACCCAACCCCCGUCCCCCAAAAGGCGGCGAGAUCUCCAAGAUAGCGAUGGGCAUACACAAGAUUCACAGGCGAUGACUUACUGUCCAUACGUGAAUGCAGUCGUCCACGCUCAUUGGUCCUUAGGACCCGAAACGUCGGCAAAUGAUGCGAUCUCUCGGUUUGCGCCACUUUUGCGCCAAUACCCUACCUAAUAAGAGUGGCCCCUGUCAUUCCCUUUGUUACCAAUUUCCGAAAGUGUUGAUUUUAAUCUGUGGUUGUGGGAAGGAGCGUCGGACCCUGGGCAGGGACCAGGUCAACAGCCACCGCGCACGAACCACGGAGUCGUGCCGGAUCCACGGAAAGGGUAAAGAUGGGGCUCACUGGCCGAUGCAGCACCUGCAGCCAAGAACCAGAGUACUUAGUACUAGAAAGUAGUGUUAGCUAGUCUGGAAAUAUCCAGUUGGCAGUUUACAG